Molecule: messenger RNA, 1621 nt
Organism: Mizuhopecten yessoensis (Yesso scallop)
Lineage: Eukaryota; Metazoa; Mollusca; Bivalvia; Pectinida; Pectinidae
Product: beta-1,3-galactosyltransferase 5-like
Exons: 2
Coding region: 51-1289 (412 amino acids)
Cellular component (GO): membrane
Molecular function (GO): hexosyltransferase activity
Source: RefSeq, a predicted model, not a curated record
UAGAUUGUUAUUGCCAGCAGCAGUAGCAGCUGGUUGACCUCGCACGACAAAUGUCUGGGCUCAUUUCUGUGGAAAGGAGUCCAAACCUGGAUCAGAAAUUACUCAAACAAUGGUCGAAUAAUGCAUCGGCGUCCCAAAGAACCGCUGCCACGAAUAAAAUGACACUUUGGCCACAGCGAUCGCCACCUGUUUCCCGCCUGUUGUUGCGAGCCGGUGUAGUGAUAAGCGGAGUUGCCUUUUUUUUCUUGUGUCUGACGUCAUUGCGUGUUUCACAGAGUCAGGAUACACAGCUCAAAAAGAUUCAUACCGUACUCCACCGACCCGUGUCGCAGGCAUGUGUUGGCGGAAAAUGCUUCUCACAAACCUCGAUGGACGAACAAUAUGCACAAUAUUUUAUUCCUAGAAAAGAAAAAGUGAAUCCUUUUCCGUUAAAAUAUGUAGUUCCAGGUUCAUCGAUAUGUUUAAAGGGAGCCCCCGUAUACUUGGUCAUUCUCGUGCCAUCUAUACAAACACACGUGGAAGAACGUCGUGCAAUACGUAAUUCAUGGGGAAGUGUUGCCAGGGGAAACCACUGGCCCCGGCAUCAUGUCAACACAACCGUAAAACUAGUGUUUUUAUUUGGUAAGGAUCCUGCCAUGAAAAAUAACAGAGUUGCACAGUUAGAGAGCGAGAUGUACGGUGAUGUCGUGCAGGGAGAUUAUGUAGAUACGUAUGCAAACUUGACACGGAAGAUGCUGAUGGGUCUUAACUGGGUAUCGAGUUAUUGUACCGACGCUGAAUACGUACUGAAGGCGGACGAGGAUACCUUCGUACACAUCCCUAAACUCGUGAGCGUCCUGGCUAGAACGCGACACCCUGCCUACCGGGGAGUUGUACUAGGACACGUGAAUGUGGGCGGCAUUGUAAAACGUGUAGGGAGGUGGAAGGUGGAACAAGAAGAUUACCCGUUUCCACAUUACCCUCCAUACGUUUCCGGUAACACAUACGUCAUUUCCUCUAACAUCGCAGCGUCCUUAUUCAGGGCGUCAGAAUACUUCCCGUACAUCCCCAUUGAAGAUGCCUACAUCACGGGUAUUUUAGCUAAGGCGGUCACUGCGGAGGUUAUUGACGUGCCAGGGUUCACGUUCUACCUAGACAGACCGCCUCAUGCCUGUAAUUACCUACAGGACAGUCGAAUCUCCUCCACAAAAGUCAGCUCUCACUUGAAGAUCUAUAUAUGGGAAAAACUCCUGUCGAAUUCGCUCAAUUGUAAGAGAAAACUAUACACAGAAAAUGAGGAGACACAGUAAACGAGGAAACAGAUAGGAUGCAAUCACUGACAGUGAACAUUAAGAUGAGAAGACAAGUGAUGAUAGUGAGAAGAUUUUAUGAUAUGAUGGUGACGCAAUACGACAGAGUGAAGACGUUAUAGAAGUGAGGAGACACGAUAUGGUAGUGAGGUGAUAGUAUGUUUUGGUAGUGAGGAGAAACGUUAUGAUAGUGUGGAGACACGUUAUGGUUGUGAGGUGACAAGUUAUGGUAGUGAUGUGACACGAUAUGGUAGUGAGAUGAUAGUACGUUAUGGUAUUGUGGUGGCACGUUAUGAUAGUGUGGAGACACGUUAUGGUUGUGAGGUGACACG